GCCGGGGGUGCUGCGGAUACUGGAGCGCCAGGCUGCCCUCACCGAGGGUGAGGAGGACGCUGCCGCCGCUCACGACGACGAGUCGGCCGCCGCGGACGCCGCCUGCCCCGGCUGGCAGGAGGCCUACUACAGCCUGCUGCUGCUGGAGAAGGUGGCGGCGCAGGCGGGGGCGGCGCUGGCCUGGCCCGCACCGGCAGCAGCAGCAGCGGGGGCCACCGCGGCAGCAGCCAAGCAGCAGGCCCCGCCGGCCCCGCAGUCCGCAGCGCUGUGGGAGGGAUUUGUGCGGCUGCUGCUGCACCGUCACGUGUGGGUGCGCAAGGCGGCGGCCAGGCUGGUGGGGUACGGGCUGGCGGCCCCGCGGGUGUGCGGGGGCCUCAUGGCGGGCCGGGCGGGGCGGGCGGGGCAGCUGGCGUUCGCGUUCUUCCUGCAGCUGGAGUGCGAGGAGGCGGACGAGGCGACGUGUCUGCAGGCUGUCAAGUGCCUGGUGAGCCUGUCCGUGCACCUGCACCGGGAGGCGCCCGAGGGGGCCGCCGCCACCAACGGCACCCAACACCAGAAGCAGCAGCAGCAGCAGGGGCUGGCUUCGCACAAGCGGCUUCGAACCGAGCCUGCAGCAGCAGCGGCAGAUGGUGAGGAGGAUGAGGCAGAGGCGGUGGACGAGCAGGAGGAGGAGGAGGAAGAGGGUGUCGAUGGCGAGGACGCGGCCAACGGUGGGGGAGCUACCGCAGAGGAGGCUGAGGCUGAAGACGCGGCAGAGGAGGGAGAGGGUGCUGAGGGCGCCGCUGAUGCCGCCGCAGAGGACGCGGAGGACGACGCGGGGGAUGCGGUCAGCAUGGCAGCUCAGGUGCGGCGCCGCGCCUUCACCCUCCGCGGCCUGGUGCGCCGCAUGGCUCGACUGGCGGACGACGGCCGCUGGACCCGCAGUCGCCAGCGGGCGGCCGCGCUGCGCUGGACCGCCGCUGCAGCCAGCGCACUGGGGCCGGAGGCGGUGGCUCCGCACCUGCCGGUGCUGCUGCGGCCGCUGUUCCGCAUCUCGGAGGCGGCGGCGGCGCCUGGGGGCACCUCCCGUGUGGCGGAGGAUGUGCGGCUGCUGGCGGAGGAGGUGAUGGCGCACCUGCGGGGACUGGUGGGCAGCGAGGUGCUGCUGGGGGCGUACAACGCGGCGAGGGAGCAUGUGCGGGGGCUGCGGGCGGAGAGGAAGAGGCGGGCGGCGGUGCGGGGGAUGCUGGACCCGGCUGCGGCGGCUGCGGCGAGGUUGCGGCACAAUGCGCGGAAGGCGGAGGGGCGGAAGAGGAAGAUGGAGUUAAUGAAGCGGGAGCGGGGUGCGGGGAGGCGGCAGGGAGGGCGGGGGGGAGGCAAGGGGGCGAGGAGGGCGUGAGGGGGUAGGUGGCUGCGUGCGUGUGUUUUGCAGCGGAGGGGACAAUGUAGAGCUGCAUUGUAGUAUAUAUAUUCUUUGUUACAGGAUAGCACGUCCGUGUACAGGACGGCUUCGGUGAAUAUGUGUAGUGGCAUGGGCCCUAAGUGGCGUUUAGCGGCAUCCCUCCGGAUACGUGUGUUGGGUUGCAGCGCAUCCGGGUGCCGUACGGAACACGAAUGCACGGGAGCUCCGCCCGGAGAGCGCUGACCGGCAACGUGGCUUGUGGUACAUCAUUGUUGUGAUACAACAUGGCCUUAGUUACACCAUUCUUACCCGACUUGCGCAUGUGUGGGCCUCGGGCCGUGUAAAUGGGUGUUGGAAGUGCAGUGCGGCGGCCUCCGGGCAGCACACAUGUGGUGCGUACUGCGUCCGUAUACAAAUAUGAACAGC
Astrephomene gubernaculifera is the source of this 1807-nucleotide messenger RNA. The record is from the annotation of a GenBank genome assembly. NCBI's taxonomy places the organism in Eukaryota, Viridiplantae, Chlorophyta, Chlorophyceae, Chlamydomonadales, Astrephomenaceae.